Messenger RNA from Tetranychus urticae (two-spotted spider mite), 1494 nucleotides. RefSeq names its product disintegrin and metalloproteinase domain-containing protein 18-like. Gene Ontology annotation, molecular function: metalloendopeptidase activity. The record is from RefSeq and is a predicted model, not a curated record. NCBI's taxonomy places the organism in Eukaryota, Metazoa, Arthropoda, Arachnida, Trombidiformes, Tetranychidae. Gene Ontology annotation, biological process: membrane protein ectodomain proteolysis.
AUGCUUGUUGAUUAUCACACUUAUCUUCAUUAUUCACAAAAUAUUACAACAUGUAAGCAAAUAGCUCGAGAAAUAGUUAACGGUGCAGCUUAUUACAUGAAAAUGCACAAUGUUUUUAUUUCAUUGGUGGAAACAAUUGUGUGGACUACGGAACAUGGAAGCAUCUCAAAUACUCAUCCUGGUAUCGAGCUGAAUAAUAUAAGAGUGUAUAAAAGUACAAAUGAGCCCUUUACUAGUAUCUAUUCGAACUAUACAUUGGUUUUUCUCAGUAACUCUCCAAACAAUACUACUAUUGGCGGUGGCGCUGCUUUAAGUGGAGCCUGUGCACGUGAUAGUUCAGCUAUUAUACUUAAACUGGAUUCAUCGAUUGCGAUAAUGGGUUCAAUCUUGGCUCAUGAGAUUGGGCAUCAGCUUUCUAUGGAACAUGAUGAUAAAGGUUACUGUCCGUGUCCAUAUAAUUGGUGCAUAAUGAAUCCAUAUGGUGCAAAUAACCCUGCACAUGUAAUGGGUUGGACGAACUGUUCAUUUGCUUAUUUUAACUAUUUCAAAAAAAUAGCACUUUCACAGUGUCUCACCAUUCCACCAAGUGAAGCUGCACCUUCCUAUUGUGGAGAUGGUAUUGUUCAUUCUAAUGAAGAGUGCGACUGUGGACCAAGCAGUACAGGUUGUGGACCAUGUUGUAAUCCACAAACUUGUACUUUGACUUCAAAUGCUGUCUGUGGUUCGGGUCCUUGUUGUAAUCUUACAACUUGUAAUUACAUUGAAGCAUCAUAUGAAACUAUUUGUAGACAAUCGACUGAUUCUAAUUGUGAUUUUGUUGAAUAUUGUGAUGGACAAAGUCAAUUCUGUCCUGAAGAUAAAACUGUUCAUGAUGGAGUUCGUUGUGCACUUGAUGGGUUUUGUUUUAAAGGAAAAUGUGGAUCUCCUGAUGCUCAUUGUUCAUAUCUUAAUCAGGGAUCUGCUAAACGAGGAAGCUUGUUGUGUUUUCAUACCAAUUUCAUGGUUAAAGGCCUACAUCCUUGUGGUGUAAAUAGAACCAAUUCUGGGGUACUUUGUGAUUAUGCAGAUAUCGAGUGCGGUCGACUUGCUUGUGAUCCAAACAUGACACAUGAGGUCACUUAUGUUGCAGCUUUUUAUCAUACAUCAAAAUGGCAAAUUUUUUACUAUACUACAAGAGAACCUAUUGGAUGUGUAACCUUUGAUUUCGUUGAUCUGAUACCGAAAAAUGCUGGGUAUGCACCUAAUGGUGCUGUUUGUGGCUUUGACUAUUUGGGUAUUUGUAUCGAUACGAAAUGUAUUCCCGUCAAUCAAAUCAUCAAUGAAAAUGCUUGUCCAGGAAACUGUAAUGGUUAUGGUAUUUGUGAUAAUUUUGGACAAUGCCACUGUGACCCAGGCAUUAAUACAACUGAUUGUUCCUAAAAGUUAAAUUAAAUUAACCUUUUUUUCGUGCAUAAAGUCAAUAGUCAAAUUUCCAUAAAAUGUUAAUUUUCUCAA